Molecule: messenger RNA, 1502 nt
Organism: Mucor mucedo
Lineage: Eukaryota; Fungi; Mucoromycota; Mucoromycetes; Mucorales; Mucoraceae
Exons: 7
Coding region: 71-1432 (453 amino acids)
Molecular function (GO): protein binding; phosphatidylinositol binding
Source: RefSeq, a predicted model, not a curated record
UUAUAAAAAAAAAAAAAAAAAAAUCAUUUUUUUUUUUUUUUUUUUUAAUACUCCAUCUCUCUCUCUCUCCAUGCCAACUACAAGAACACCCAAAGAACUCAAAGCCGAUAUUCAAAAAGCGGUUCAAAUACUCGAACUAUUUACAGACCCGAACAAGGGACGUGAUGUCCAAACACUCAUUCCACCCAGUGUAUUACGAGAAGCUCAUGGUAUUGUCUUUAUUCGACUGUACCGCAUUGGUUUCAUGAUUUCCGCUAAAGGUGGAACUGGCAUUAUCAUUGCCAGACUUCCCGACGGCUCUUGGAGUGCACCCUCGGGCGUUUCCAUGUCCUCUGUCGGAUUCGGACACCAAGCAGGAGGAGAAGUUAUUGACUCCAUUAUUGUUAUGAACUACCGUGCAGCCGUCAAGGCCUUCUUUGAUGGUGGAGGACAACUUCAAUUAGGUGUGGGGGCUUCUUUAGCUGUAGGUCCCAUGGGUCGUGCAGCGGAUAUUUCUGCUUCUGCUGCCAAUACAAGUCAUAUUGCUGCCACAUAUGCUUACUCGGCUUCUAAGGGACUCUAUAUGGGUUAUUCAUUUGAAGGUAGUAAAAUAUCAGAACGGGUGAAUACCAAUGCCGCCUAUUAUGGUCGACCCAUUACUGCUCGAGAUAUCUUGACUGGUACUGUACCCCCACCCCAAGAUGCCGCAAGACUCUAUGAUAUCUUGAAUUCCUUGGGUGCGGGUCCUCGUCCUGGUCUACCCUUUGCCUCUCAGAAAUCAAAGAGAACACAGAGCAUGAACUUGAAUUCGUCUACCGCCACCACCACCUCUGGAAGACCUUCUCCUGCUGCUAUAUUACCACCGCCUGUAAAUUAUGCUAAUCGACCACCUACCACUGCAGAUGGAUUUGAAGAACCUCCACCACCCUAUCAACCGAACGAGUCGAAUGGAUACCAUGUCACAUCACCACCACCAGCAGCAGCAUCAACAGCACCACCACUAACUACACCAACAACAACAAAGGAAUCCUCGUCAUUUCAACAAGCGUAUUUAAGCACAGGUACUGGAUCACACCAGCAUCAUCCAACCUAUCAACCGUCAUCGUCUUACCAAGCAAGUUAUGAACCCAAUGAUAUGGACAGUAAAGGAAAGGGAGCUAAUCGAUCCAUGUCAUCAUUAUCAUCACCGGUGGUUGUAUCACCUUCUCCUCCAGUUGGGACGGACAUUAAAAAACCUUUCCCUUUAGCUAAAGAGAAGGAGGAGGAGGAACCGAUGACGGUGGUGGUGGCGAAAUAUGAUUAUCACGGCGAUUCCCCCUCAGAUUUACAGUUUUCAGCAGGCGAUCAUAUUAUUGUGAUAAAACGUUUAGAGGAUCGACAGAGUUGGUGGGAAGGAGAGAUUGGAACGCGAAGAGGGUUUUUCCCUGCUAAUUACACACAAGAUUUAGAGUAGCAUCAUAUUUUAUUUUUUUAUAUAUAUAAUUAAUAAUAAAGAAGAAGAAGAGAAAAGGGAAGAAAAAAAA